UGGUUCACGUAACUACUACAUAUAAUACUUUCUGACAGUUCUGCAAAGUGACAACAUAGCGUACUGUGUUUGUUUCGUGUGUGAAAUGAAAUAAUAUUAAAUUAAUGAUCAUUUAAAUCAAUAACAGAUUAAAUAAUUAUUUCUGAUUGCAUUACUAAUUAAAUUCUUAAUAAUGAUGCUUCAUAAAAUGAGUUCAAAAUUGUGUCGUUUAUGUGGUAAAGAAAAACAACAAGGUACAGAUGUAUUUAAAGAUAAAGUUAAAGGUGCUGUGUUAAUUUCUAUUAUUAAUAAAUAUUUCUCAAAAGAGGUUAUAAAUAUAUCAACGUCGGAUGUAUUCUCAAAGUAUGUUUGUAUGGAUUGCGAACAGAAGAUUUGUAUAUUCGAUGAAUUUUGUUUAAUGGUUGCAAAUGUACAAAAGCAAUUAGCUGCUCCUUCCUUAGAAAUUGACUUCGCAGAGGAUAUGUUAUGUCAUUUGAAAGAAAAUGAUAGUAUUGAGAAAUCCUCAAUGAACAAACAGGAUGCAAGGAAAUCUAUAUGUCCUAUAUGUACAAAAAGUUUUAGAUGUCAAGCGCAUUUAGAAAGGCAUAAACGUAUACACACAGGACAGAGGCCUUUUAUAUGUACAAUUUGUAGAAUGUCUUUCAAUCAGCAAGAAAUACUCAUGAAACAUAUGGAAAGACACGAAGGAAAAAAACAAUUUCAGUGCGCUAAUUGUCAUCAAUCAUUUCGUUAUAAAGUAUCUUUAAAUUCACAUAUGAUUAAUUUUCAUAUGGAUAUGGAUCAGUCGGUUAUACAUGGUCAUGUAAUGGCUAUCGAUAGUAAUUCUUUUACAUGUUCAGAGUGUGGUAAACAAUUUGUAACUAAGUACAAAUUACAAAGACAUUCGAGGUGUCAUACCGGAGAGAGACCGUAUCAUUGUACAUUUUGUACUAAAACAUUUUCACAAACAGGAAAUUUAAAAGUACAUCAAGUUAAAUGUCAUCAAAUACCUGAAUCGUUAACAGAGAUAAGAGGACAACCUCAGAAUAAUACACAAGUUAUAAAUCGUGAUAUGUCAGCACCUUUAAAUAAUUUUCACGCGGUAUAUAUAUCGGAAAGCGAAAUACAGAAGACUAUUAACGAGACUAUCAAUUCAACGGAUCCUAGUACAUCUUAUCUUAAUAAAAUGUAUGAAAAUCCUCUUUAUAUAGACGACGAGAUAGAAACAAUGCUGGAUCAUGAUCUCGGUCAAUUGGAACAAAAUAAAUAUACUAAUAGUUCACAAGAUAAAGUAUCUCUUUGUUUAAAACAACCAGAGACUCCUGAAUUGUUGCAUAGUUUAUUAUACGACGAUUAAUGUGUAAUGAUAUUUAAUAUUGUCCUUGUAAAGUUUUCUCUAUACAUUUUUUAAUGUAGUGCAAUAAUAUACAUUUUAUUAGAUAUUUAAGUACAGUCAGCCCUCCUAUAACACGGUUUCCUUUCAAGAAAACCUUUUUACAACACUGUACUUCUACAGCUGCGGCGGAGCUUGUCAUUUUAAAGAUACAGUGUUGCGGAAAGUAUUUCUUUUCAUCUCCAUAGUCUGAAAACAAAAGUUUUUGGCCCAUGACUCUGGGUCUCAUACAACACCGUGUUAUAGGAGGGUUACCUGUAGAUGCUUAUGCAAUAAUUUAGAAUACUAUAAAUACAUCUAGCAAUGUAUGAUAAUUAUUAGAAAAAGAGAUUUUUCAUUUAUACAUAUAAUAUGUAAGUAUUUAUUUAAGUAUAAUA
This is a messenger RNA of Polistes dominula (European paper wasp), 1749 nucleotides long. RefSeq lists its product as uncharacterized. NCBI's taxonomy places the organism in Eukaryota, Metazoa, Arthropoda, Insecta, Hymenoptera, Vespidae. Gene Ontology annotation, biological process: regulation of DNA-templated transcription. The record is from RefSeq and is a predicted model, not a curated record. Gene Ontology annotation, cellular component: nucleus. Gene Ontology annotation, molecular function: RNA polymerase II cis-regulatory region sequence-specific DNA binding; DNA-binding transcription factor activity, RNA polymerase II-specific; zinc ion binding.